Beta vulgaris subsp. vulgaris (sugar beet) is the source of this 804-nucleotide messenger RNA. Its product is annotated as ISWI chromatin-remodeling complex ATPase CHR11-like. The record is from RefSeq and is a predicted model, not a curated record. The transcript has 4 exons. NCBI's taxonomy places the organism in Eukaryota, Viridiplantae, Streptophyta, Magnoliopsida, Caryophyllales, Amaranthaceae. Gene Ontology annotation, cellular component: nucleus. Bases 280 to 804 code for a protein of 174 amino acids. Gene Ontology annotation, molecular function: DNA binding; ATP-dependent activity, acting on DNA.
UCCCGGCCUUGACGGCACAACCGUCCUCUCUCCUUCCUCUAUCUACUCUCUCAGAUCCUCUCUCACAACCACCAUUUUAUGUAUUUUGCCACAUACGUGGGUUCGAUCCUCCAAGGCCGGUUAUAGAUCAUCAACAACCGCACGCCAACCUCUCCUUCCUCUAUCUCUAUCACAUUAGGAUCAUACUCUCCGAUCUCAAAAUCAUCCGCCAUCGUUCCAUUCUCAUCAAAGAAGAUUCAGGAAAUAUUGGACAAGCAAAAUGCUGUUGUUGAUGCUGACAUGAAUAAUAAGGGGAAAGGGCAUUUGAAGUACCUUCUAUAUCAAACGGAAAUAUUUGCCCAUUUUGGUAAGGGUGAACAUUCUGCCUCCCAGAAGGCAAAGGGCAGGGGCCGACAUGCAUCAAAGGUGACCGAAGAAGAGGAAGAUGAGGAAUACCUGAAAGAGGAAGAAGCAGGAGCUUCUAGUACAAGGCUGGUCACACAGCCUUCUUGUAUUCAGGGAAAGAUGAGGGACUACCAGCUUGCUGGAUUGAACUGGCUCAUACGGCUCUAUGAGAAUGGUAUCAAUGGAAUCCUUGCUGAUGAAAUGGUAUGCAGUACAUGUUCGCCGUUUAUAAUCUUUGGAUGUUUGCACUCUUGUCUCAAGUGUUUGUACUCUAACAAUCAUAGUGCCCAAAAGGAUAUUGAUGUAGUGUCUUUAUUUCUUUGCAAACAAUCUCCCUGUAGGGCUAUCUUCAUGAAUUUAGAGGAAUUCCUGGGCCUCACAUGGUUGUUGCUCCUAAAUCGACCCUCUGCAACUUUGUAA